AUGACGGAGACACCUCGUCUUCCUCCGUUCACCUUCUCCAAGUGCUUCUCGAUCGUGGACACCUUCUUUAUCGGCCGCUUUGUCCUCCUGGCGGUGAUGAGCCUGGUUUUACUUGCGUGCCUGUUCCUGCUCCUGAUUUACCACCUCAUGGAGCCGAUGUACGCCAAACCGCUCCCCAGCAGCUAG
This is a messenger RNA of Nipponia nippon (crested ibis), 186 nucleotides long. The record is from RefSeq and is a predicted model, not a curated record. Lineage: Eukaryota; Metazoa; Chordata; Aves; Pelecaniformes; Threskiornithidae.